Messenger RNA from Exophiala viscosa, 1552 nucleotides. RefSeq lists its product as uncharacterized. The transcript has a single exon. The record is from RefSeq and is a predicted model, not a curated record. The coding region runs from base 107 to 1429 and encodes 440 amino acids. NCBI's taxonomy places the organism in Eukaryota, Fungi, Ascomycota, Eurotiomycetes, Chaetothyriales, Herpotrichiellaceae.
UUCAAAGUUUGUGAAACCUGAGACUCCGGGCUUGACGUCUUCUUGCAGAUAUAUUCACCAUCAAGUACGUCGUGAUCUCUUGCUAGCACAAUGUUUUUCAAGGCAAAUGGACAGUCCGACGACAACAGCCCUGGUAUCCGUAAAGGAGGAAAUAGUCGAUGUCGUUACCGAGGUCAGACGAGUACCGAUACGUGACAACGAGGCUGAGAAAGAUGAACGCAAUAGCGCGGCUUCACAAACGCCUUUUCGAAAGCUAUCUACUGAGCAAAAACUCCUGGCCAUCGUACGACAAAGCGUCAAACCCUUCUCAGACCGUCUGGAUCCUUUUGCUGCCUUGCCCGUCAACCUUGAUCGUUUGCAGGAGCAUCUGGUCAGUUUCUACCUCUUGUACUAUCCCAAAGCUACGUAUGGUUUCAGUCCACGACUUCGUCCACAUCCGGUGGCCAGCAAUUUUUCCAUUGCUUUGACGACUCCGGCAUGUUUUCAGGUCAUCCUUGCCCGGUCCGCGUUGUAUCGGAUAUCUCUCAAAAAGUAUGCAUCUGACGGCGAAAAAGAUGCCCUCGAUUUAGCAGUGAUCAGGCACAAAGGAGAAGCCUUGCGAAUGAUCCGCUCUCUGAGCGUCAAAGCGAGUCCAAAUCGAAAAGACGACCUCCUGGCUUCCAUCAUCAGUCUGGGCACCUUCGACCGGCGGAACGGUGCAAAAGAUGCGUCCGGUGUGCACUAUUCGGCAGUUAGGAGGAUUCUCAAGACCACAGGUGGUCCACUCGCAGUCACUUCAGUCCUGCUGUCAAGAGUCAUGUGUUUCUUCGAAUGCAUCUAUGGCACCAGUCCGGAAAGCUAUAUCUGGGACGAAUCAGACCUAAAGCACUUGAUCAGUGGGCUCAACGGCUUCCUCACGAAGCUGUGGGGCCUUUGGCAGUCACUCUCGAGCAUCCAUGAGCUCACACCACUGUCGGCUGAGGACUCGGAGUCAGCACCCAUCCAUUCCUUUGGUCUGCAACCGGGGUCGGGACUUCUGUCUAUACUCGAGACGCAACCGCCGUCAGACGCCGAACUCACGCAGCAACUGCGACUUGAGAUGAUUUUCCAGGUGACAUGUUUGCUCACUCUCGGGACGAUUACACUGGAUUAUGCUCACGACUUCCGGACCUUGCAGCAGUACAUGGACAGCAUCCAUAAACAGAUCGAUGACCUCCACUUGGCAGGGCAGAGCUGUAAUAACGCAAUGUGGACAAUCCAGGUCAAUGACCACAGCGACGCUCACAGUCGAAGGAUAUGGCGAGCAGCAUCUUUCGCCUGGGUACUCAAACAUGUCUCAUACACUGUUCAGUUGAGCCUCAAGGAAUGGCUCCUGACCUUUUUCAAGGGGCAACCUGUGGUGGACAAGAGGUAUCGUCUGGACCCUUUUCAUUUCAGUUACGCCAACUGAAGAGAGAUAGCAGUAGUCAUAUCCUUGGACAGACGUCAAUUGGAUUGCAUUCUGCUGUCAGGAAUAAAUCUAGUCAGCUUCUCGCAUCGCAUGUGGAGGAGUUCCUGCGUGACUUUGGAACAU